ACGAAACACAUGUGACCGCCUGCCUCUCUCUUCCUGUGUCCUCCUCUACAUCGUGUAAUCUAUAAGCUUUCCUCUUGUCUGCUUUCUCCUCUUCCUUGUGGUUGCUACUUCAUCACCACCACCGCUUAGCGUCUCUGCUCUCUUUCUUUCUCCCUUUCUUGUCUGCUGUGUAUUCUUUUGUUGUUCUGUGUAAGCAACCAGUGCUUUAACCAAAACGUAGCAGCAAUCAUUGGUUCUCCUUUCUUGCCCACCACAGAAAGCAUCGCACUCUCGGAAGAGUGUGUGCCUGCUUAAAAGAAGGUUAAGCUCAGGGGAAUAGGUUGUGGAGGUGAUGAGAGGAGCCAUGGAGCCGUUGAGGUUGCUGCUGCUACUGCUGCUGAUGCUCUGCUGCAGCAGCACUGCGGUGGUGGCGGCGGUGGCCAAGAAGCGGACUUACAUAGUUCAUAUGGCCAAGUCGCAGAUGCCGCCCGCGUUCGCGGAGCACCGUCACUGGUACGACGCCUCCCUGCGAUCCGUCUCCGACGCGGCCGAGAUCAUCUACGCCUAUGACACCGCUGCCCACGGCUUCUCCGCGCGGCUCUCCCCGGCGGAGGCCCGCGCCCUGGAGCACCGUCCUGGCGUGCUGGGCGUGGUCCUCGAGGAGCGCUACGAGCUCCAUACGACGCGCACACCGGAGUUCCUCGGCCUCGACCGCAGCGAGGGGCUCAUCCCCCAGUCGAACACUGAGAGCGACGUCGUCGUCGGGGUGCUCGACACAGGCGUGUGGCCCGAGCGCAAGAGCUACGACGACGCUGGGCUCGGGCCCGUCCCCGCGAGCUGGAAGGGCGUGUGCGAGGAGGGGAAGGACUUCAAGGCCGCGGACGCCUGCAACCGGAAGCUGGUCGGCGCGCGGUUCUUCUCCAAGGGGUACGAGGCGAGCAUGGGCCCUAUCGAUGAGACCAAGGAGUCGAGGUCUCCCCGAGAUAACGAUGGCCACGGCACUCACACCUCCUCCACCGCCGCCGGCUCUGUUGUGCCAGACGCCAACCUUCUCGGCUACGCUGCGGGCACCGCCCGCGGCAUGUCCACCCGCGCGCGCGUCGCCGUGUACAAGGUCUGCUGGCUUGGCGGUUGCUUCAGCUCCGACAUCCUCGCCGCCAUGGACAAGGCCAUCGAGGACGGCUGCGGCGUCCUGUCCCUGUCCCUGGGCGGUGGGAUGUCAGACUACUACCGCGAUAGCGUCGCGAUCGGGGCCUUCAACGCCAUGGCGAAGGGGGUUGUGGUGUCCUGCUCCGCGGGCAAUGCCGGGCCAGGGACGUCCACCCUCUCCAACGUCGCGCCGUGGAUCACCACCGUCGGGGCCGGCACGAUCGACCGCGACUUCCCGGCCUACGUCGUGCUCGGCGACGGCAAAAACUACACCGGCGUCUCGCUCUACAGCGGAAAGCCCCUCCCUUCCUCCUCGCUCCCCUUGAUCUACGCUGGUAACGCCACCAACGCCACCAACGGAAACCUCUGCAUGGUGGGGACCCUCUUGCCGGACAAGGUAUCUGGAAAGAUCGUCCUUUGCGAUCGCGGCAUCAACGCCCGCGUUCAGAAAGGCUUCGUCGUGCGCGACGCUGGGGGGGCAGGCAUGAUCCUAGCCAACACCGCUGCUAACGGGGAGGAGCUCGUCGCAGACGCCCACCUCCUCCCGGCCACCGCUGUCGGGGAAAAGGCAGGGGACGCCAUCAAGUCCUACCUUUUCUCCGAUCCGAACCCCAAGGCGACAGUCGCCUUCGGUGGAACGAAGGUCGGGGUCAUGCCGUCACCAGUGGUGGCGGCGUUCUCCUCCCGCGGUCCGAACGCCGUCACGCCGGACAUCCUGAAGCCGGAUCUCGUCGCCCCAGGGGUGAACAUCCUCGCCGCCUGGUCGGGGUCAGUUGGGCCCACAGGGCAGGCGGCGGACCCGCGGCGGACGGAGUUCAACAUCAUCUCCGGCACCUCCAUGUCGUGCCCCCAUGUAAGCGGCCUGGCGGCGUUCCUCAGGGGGGCGCACCCGGACUGGAGCCCCGGCGCCAUCAAGUCUGCCCUCAUGACCACCGCCUACGCUGAUUACCCUGGCGGCGGCGGCAUCCUCGACGUGGCCACCGGCCGGCCGGCCACGCCCUUCGACUUCGGCGCCGGCCACGUGGAUCCACCCAAGGCUCUGGACCCCGGCCUCGUCUACGACCUCACCGUUGACGACUACCUCGACUUCCUCUGCGCCCUGAACUACACGACCCUCCAGAUCGCGAGCGUCUCCAGGCGAUCCAACUUCAACUGCGACAACAAGAAGGCCUACGCGGUGUCGGACCUCAACUACCCCUCCUUCGCGGUGGCGUUCGCGACGGCGAGCGGCGCGGGCGGCGGAGGUUCGGCCGCGACGACGGUGAAGCACACCAGGACGCUGACCAACGUCGGGGCGCCGGGCACAUACAAGGCGACGGUGUCGGCGCCGCAGGAGGCAAAGGUGACAGUGGAUCCAUCGGAGCUAAGCUUCGCGGCAGCGGGGGAGAAGAAGAGCUACACGGUGGCCUUCUCCGCGGCGUCGCAGCCGUCCGGCACGGCCGCCUUCGGCCGCCUCGAGUGGUCCGACGGCAAACACGUGGUCGCGAGCCCGCUGUCGUUCACGUGGACUUAAAAGUUCGCGAUAAGAACGGCUGCCUCCGAAGAUGGACGGCUCUGAUGGACGCUGGCUGGCGGAGCGAGUUGUUUCUUAAAACAAGCCAAGGUAGAAUGUGUUUCUGCUUUUUAUUCUUGUUACUUGUUGCUUUCUAAUUGUUGUUGUUUGUUGCUGCUUCUGAUGCUUCGAUUAUUCCUAUUAUUAUUGUCAUUGCUGCUAAUUUAAGUUGGGUGGAACAACCAGAAAUUGGGAAGAGCCAAAAAAAAAGGUAAUGGUUGGUAAGAAAUGUAUAAAUUAUAUUAUGACAAAAAAUGAUUUAAAACAUGUAUUGGAUAAA
Messenger RNA from Musa acuminata subsp. malaccensis (wild Malaysian banana), 2960 nucleotides. RefSeq names its product subtilisin-like protease SBT1.7. Gene Ontology annotation, biological process: proteolysis. The record is from RefSeq and is a predicted model, not a curated record. NCBI's taxonomy places the organism in Eukaryota, Viridiplantae, Streptophyta, Magnoliopsida, Zingiberales, Musaceae. Gene Ontology annotation, molecular function: serine-type endopeptidase activity.